This is a messenger RNA of Pseudoliparis swirei, 1511 nucleotides long. RefSeq lists its product as uncharacterized. NCBI's taxonomy places the organism in Eukaryota, Metazoa, Chordata, Actinopteri, Perciformes, Liparidae. The record is from RefSeq and is a predicted model, not a curated record. The transcript is spliced from 2 exons. The coding region runs from base 563 to 1510 and encodes 315 amino acids.
GUGAGCCUGCUGGACGCCACAGUCGCUCCACAGCCUGUGGUGGUCUGUUGUAAGGAAGCCCAGCCCAUAUGUCCAAAGGCAGCACGAGGAGGACAUGACACACGUAGCCCUAUGGAAGCAGAAUGAAAAGAGACAGGAAGGGAGGCCACACACAGACCUUUGACCCCAAAACAGUUUCAGCAUUAAUAAACCAUUUAUUACAUGUCCUUUAGCUGACGCUUUUAUCCAAAGAGACUGACAACAAGUGAAUUCAACCAAGAGGACAAACUCAGAACAACAAGAAUACAGAACAAAACAUUUCUUCAAGAGUCAAAGUACCAGAAGUAAUCUAUAAGUACGACUACAAUGAGAGCCACUGAAGCGCUCAUCUGUUUUUUAAUCCAGAUAUAGUCGGAAAAAAGAUGUGUUUUUAGUUUCUGGGUUGGACCAGGUCCUGUGUGUGAGGUUAGACCAGGUCCUGGGUGUGAGGGUGGACCAGGUCCUGGGUGUGAGGUUGGACCAGGUCCUGGGUGUGAGGCUAGACCAGGUCCUGGGUGUGAGGUUGGACCAGGUCCUGGGUGUGAUGGUGGACCAGGUCCUGGGUGUGAGGUUGGACCAGGUCCUGGGUGUGAGGGUGGACCAGGUCCUGGGUGUGAGGUUGGACCAGGUCCUGGGUGUGAGGUUAGACCAGGUCCUGGGUGUGAGGGUGGACCAGGUCCUGGGUGUGAGGUUAGACCAGGUCCUGGGUGUGAGGUUGGACCAGGUCCUGGGUGUGAGGUUGGACCAGGUCCUGGGUGUGAGGUUGGACCAGGUCCUGGGUGUGAGGCUAGACCAGGUCCUGGGUGUGAGGCUAGACCAGGUCCUGGGUGUGAGGUUGGACGAGGUCCUGGGUGUGAGGUUGGACCAGGUCCUGGGUGUGAGGCUAGACCAGGUCCUGGGUGUGAGGCUGGACCAGGUCCUGGGUGUGAUGGUGGACCAGGUCCUGGGUGUGAGGUUGGACCAGGUCCUGGGUGUGAUGGUGGACCAGGUCCUGGGUGUGAGGUUAGACCAGGUCCUGGGUGUGAGGGUGGACCAGGUCCUGGGUGUGAUGGUGGUCCUGGGUGUGAGGUUGGACCAGGUCCUGGGUGUGAGGCUAGACCAGGUCCUGGGUGUGAGGCUAGACCAGGUCCUGGGUGUGAGGCUAGACCAGGUCCUGGGUGUGAGGCUAGACCAGGUCCUGGGUGUGAGGUUGGACCAGGUCCUGGGUGUGAGGUUGGACCUGCUCCACAUGUGUUACGAUGAGUUUAUGAGUUCUCCAGCCCGAGGAGAGAGGGAGGCUGCGCUGUUGUCUGUCGCCACGGCAACGGAGACUUGUGAUCUUCAUCGCCGGCCUCAAAGUGACCAGGCGUCUUCAGGCUCCUCCCAGCUGGUUACCAGUUCUGUUCUGGGGGCCUCCCACCCCGACGCCACACAGAUGCCGAGUCAUCAUUCAUACGGACCACUCCCGAGUCCAUUUCCUGCUCUCGUGUUCCUCACACGGUCGUCGGGGUAAC